Molecule: messenger RNA, 3466 nt
Organism: Diachasma alloeum
Lineage: Eukaryota; Metazoa; Arthropoda; Insecta; Hymenoptera; Braconidae
Product: coiled-coil domain-containing protein 170
Exons: 12
Coding region: 1-2271 (756 amino acids)
Source: RefSeq, a predicted model, not a curated record
AUGGCGAGUUCUGAAGAAUCUCCGAAGGAGACUCCGGGGAACACCGAGGAGGAUCUCAGGAUUUUUGAAACUCUCUGUAUUUCAUCACCAGACAAGUUAGAGCAGGAAGAUAUGACCCACGAUGUCACGACGUGCCUGAAGAGCGAAUUGGCGGUAUUGGAGUACAAACGAGAUCGACUUUCAGCUGAACUGGAGGAAAUGAAGUCUACGGUGAGAUCGAGGGACGCGCGGGUGCUGGAGUUACAGGUGGAGGCUGAUCAAUUGAGAGAACAGGCUGCCAGGCAGAACUCCAUCAUUUCUAGUCUCAAGAAGAGAAUACAGGAUCUAGAGGAACGUGAGAGGAAUCUCUACGCCACCCAAGGCAGAAGCGAGAUAACUCUGCAGAGUCUCCAACGAGAUCUGAAAUAUCACGAGGAAAAACAUCGAGAGUAUGAGAAAAAAAAUUGUCAAUUGGAGCAUCACAUGUCGGAGGAGAUCGAGAUGAAAGAACGUGCGCGUUUGAAUCUCCACGAUUUUGUUCGCCGCUUGGCGCACGCACUGAACAGUGAAUUUUGUGACAGCACUCAUCACAGUCCGGAACUGGUGAUUCACAAGGCUGAGGAGUUGGUUCAAGAGGUCAAUAGGCUGCGUACGAAGACAACGACCGUGGAAAGCCACUUGACAACAGUUGAAGUGGAAGGAAAGAGCCUCCGCGAUGCCCUAGAUAGAGCCAAUAUCGACAGAGAUCAAAUGCAGCGACAGAUAUCUACGCUCAACACCGAACUAGAUCGUCUUCGCCAGGACAAGGAGUGUCUGGAGAUGCAGUACAGAGUAGCGGAGAGAGAAAAUAACGAGCUCAGGGACAAAUUGGUGAAUGCUAACAGAAGUCUCACCAGUGCCACAGGAAAUGUUACCAACCAGGAAGCUAUUAUUUGUCAGCUACGAGAUGACUUGAAAAAUCGUGAGGAAAAGGCACAGAGGGCACAGAAUGAAAUGCGUCAUUUUCUCGAGUCCCUGGCGAUUCUUUUGAGCACACCGAGUCGUUUCGUUGAGUCCCAUGAGAAUGCCGUCAAGGACAGGAUACGGGAGAUUUUGGCUGACGCCAAGGAUCAGGCGCUGAGAAUUCAAAGUCUCAAAGAUAAAGUGAAUGCAACAACGGAAUCAGCAGGUCGUCAAACAGAAUUGGUCGAGUCGAGUCUGAUAAAGAUGAGAAACCUCGAGGAGGAUCGUGCCGUUCUGGAGGCAAAAAUUCACAAAUUGGAGUCUGAACUCACCAGUUGUGAGCUCACCAAAGAGUCACUGCGGAGGGACAAACAGAGCUUUCAAAUAUUCCUAGAGCGUCUGGGCAAGGCCAUGCAGAUGGACGAAAUUUCCCAGGAGAUCGGCCUUGACUUACAGACCGAGGCAUUACUCGUACGUGCCGAGCAAUUGGCCCGCUUAGAGACCGACAAACUCGUUGACAAGACAUCCGUGGUGUAUCAACUCCAGCGUCGCGUGAGGACACUCCGUGAGCAAUUGCAGCGUCGAGACUUGCACCUGGAUCUGCUCCGUAGAAAACUCUCGUUGCAGGAAGACGGCGUGAGAAUAAAAUCCAUCCUGCAGGCCGAAAGGGAUGAAGCCAAUCUCCGGGCCAAGAAAGCGGCAAAACAAGUGGAGCGUUUGCAGAUCCAAUUGGCAGAAGAAAAGUCGCGAAAUCGAGAGCUCAGUACUCAACUGACCGAGGCGGCUGAUUACAAGAUCGCAGCAUUGGAGCGUAGCAGAAAAAUUGAGGAACUACAGAAGCGUCUGGUAGAGAGUGAAAUGUUGAGAACACGAUACACUAGAAAGUUCGGUCUCCUCAAGGAUCAAAUGCGUACGACAACGGAGAGCGCUGAUCAGGAGAGAUCGAUAAAUGAUCACUCGCUUCAACUGUUGAGGGACGAGUUGGCUCAGGUCAAGCAGAAUUUGGGGGAGGUAACGAGGAGAGAGUCACAGCUACAGAGUUUCCGUGUCUCUGUUGCCAAAAUACUCAACGAACCCAUCUGCACACCCGACUACGAGAUAAUAUCGCGUUUACAAAAGUUGGUGGCUGCACACAGGGAUUUCACAAUGUUGUCGAGGAGGUACGAUGAGCCACUGGAGACUAGUCCGUCGAGGUGUACGAGCAUUCAUCCAGUCCACUCGGUCCACCCGCCUCGUUCCCCGGGCUCUCGCUGCACGAGAUACGACGACAGUGGCUACGCGGACCCUCCCGAUCUUCACGACAUAGACGACGAGUACAAACGCCCAGUUCGAAGCAGCCUCCUACCAUGACCCCGGUCAAAAUUCACCAUAUAAUCCCCAAGCACCUCGAUUCAUCGGAAUUCCUCACUCACCCCAUCUCCUUAAUGUGUUCAAAUAAUAGUAGACUUAAUGGCACCGGCCAUUAAGCCUCCAAUGGCACAAUUAGUCUCCCGUAAGGCACUCGUUUAUGCCCGAGUAAACGAGUGACAUUUACAUUCCCAAUAAAUACCAGACUAACCGUAAUAAAAAUAAUUAAUUGUAAAUGAGAGAGAAAAUUAUUGCCAGCCUACUGGUAAUAAAAUUAAAAAGAAAAUUAUUUCCCUUUUCUUUCUCUUAGCUAACACGUAGUAAUUUUUGUAUUUAAACACGUAUACAAUAUCACCUGGAGGAGUACUGAAGGAUAGAGGGAGAAAAUACGAGAAUUGUGGAGAGGAGAGGAACAUUGUGAGUGGUACAACCGCAUUCCACGAGGCAGACGCUCACGAGCCAGUUGAGAGACCCCCAGACUACUCGACACUCAUACAAACCAGAAAAAAUACCAGCGGAAGUCCAGGGAAAUAUGUGUACACGUACACAUCGUAGAUACUAUUUCAUUUGUGUGGAAAUUACGAGGAUAGGACAAUUCAACAAUUUUCGGUGUCACUGUGUGAAUGCCUCAUGGGUUUUCACUGAAUAGGAAAAAACUACGUGAGCCCAUGGUUUAUUGCACACACUGUACAACGGGACAAAAAAUCCCACGGCAUUGCCAUGUCCUCCUUACCUCGACUCGAAAAAUAAUAUAAUGCAGAGAUUAAUGAAAUAGUGUUAUUAGGCACUACGAGGCCAACAGGAAACAAAAACCGUUGGGUUUUCCAUUUCUUGCUUCUUCGUUGCAUCUUUGUUACAAUUAUUAUCCGGAAAUGGCGGAUAAUCUUAUCUUAUUUACUUGGAUCAGUGAAAAUUGGAUGUUGUAAAAGUUUGUAUCUAAAAAUUUUGUUAUCAAAAUUUCAAACUUGAAACGUUUGUUGGGUGAAGCACUGUCAAGAAGCGUGAUUCAGUGAUUUCAAUUUCAUUUUCAUUAACAUCUUAGUGAAUUGAAUUAUUUGUUGAUGGAAUAAAUGUUAUGUGGGACGUCGUCGCUAUGAGUGAAUGUAUUCAUUUUAGUGAAAUAAAAUACUUGUUUUCUCCGACUACGUUAUUUCGUUCAAUCUUCAAAUCAUGAAUUGUAACCAAUUAUUAAUUUAGU